AUGACCAAAUAUGUUGUACAACGGAUACUUGGGAGUAACCAGGACCGCGAUCCCAGAGGACGACAAACAGUGCUAGCGGGCAGUAUUCAGGAGAUUUGUCGAGCCUGGGGACGUGAAGCCAAAUAUGAUGAAUGCCGUAAGGAAAGAGCUCGAAAACAGUGCAAACGUCGACUUUCCGAUGAAAUAGCCGAGUAUGAGUAUUACGACGUAACGUUCCCUUUGAAAAAGUUGAAAGACUCUCAGAAUGCCUGUGAAACGCCCAAAUGUGUACUAUUCAAUUAUUGCAAAGAAGUGCAUGCUGGAAAACCUGUCUAUGCAUCAGUGCUUGGGAAGAAAUUCCGAUCACGUAAGGGACAACCCAAUAUACGGAUGGCGGAGCAGGUAGCAGCCUUAGCCGCACUAAUUGGAUUGAAUUUGAGGCAUCGAUUAAAAGGAGAAUGGGAGGAAUAG
Cooperia oncophora is the source of this 450-nucleotide messenger RNA. The record is from the annotation of a GenBank genome assembly. NCBI's taxonomy places the organism in Eukaryota, Metazoa, Nematoda, Chromadorea, Rhabditida, Trichostrongylidae.